AUGGCACAGUCAGACAGAGCAAUAGUCAAAUGGGAUGAAAGAGUUUGUUUAGGUGCAGAGGGUUUUGGAAACCGCAAUUGCUAUCUUGAAAACAUUGCAGAUAAGAAUUUUCCUCCUGAAAUGUCAUCCUGUGUAUUUGUUAUUGAACAAGCACUAUCAGUUAGAGCAUUGCAAGAAAUGGUGACUGCUGCUGGUUCAGAAAAAGGUAAAGGCACAGGUGGUGGUCAUAGAACUCUCCUUUAUGGACAUGCAGUACUUUUACGCCAUCAAAACAGUAAUAUGUAUUUAGCAUGUUUAUCAACGAGCUCAUCAAAUGAUAAAUUAGCAUUUGAUGUUGGUCUUCAAGAACAUUGUCAAGGAGAAGCAUGUUGGUGGACCAUUCAUCCUGCAUCCAAACAAAGAUCUGAAGGUGAAAAAGUCAGAGUUGGGGAUGAUUUAAUUUUAGUUAGUGUUGCCACUGAGCGUUACUUGCAUACAGCACGAGAAGGUGAAAAAACAAUUGUUAAUGCUAGUUUCCAUUUAACACAUUGGUCUGUUGCUCCUUUUGGUACUGGAUCUAGUCGUGUUAAAUCUGUUGGAUAUGUAUUUGGUGGUGAAGUGCUUAGAUUUUUUCAUGGUGGAGAUGAAUGUCUUACUAUUCCAGCUUCAUGGACUGAAGUGCAAGGACAAAAAAUAAUAAACAUUAUGGGUAUUCUGAACCUGAUUUUGGAAACAAUUGACAAGAUUAAUGUUAUCACAAAUCAGGGAUAUUUAGUCUCAUUUAUGGGUGAAGAAGCUGGUCAAAAUUGGGAUGCAAUAUCAGGAUAUCUUUAUCAAUUAUUAGCUGCAAUAAUUAAAGGAAAUCAUACUAACUGUGCACAAUUUGCACAAUCUCAUAGAUUGGAUUGGUUAUUUAGCAGAUUAGGCAGCCAACAGGCUACUGAAGGCACAGGCAUGUUGGAUGUAUUGCAUUGUGUUUUAAUUGACAGUCCUGAAGCUCUAAAUAUGAUGAAGGAAGAACACAUUAAAGUUAUUAUUUCCUUAUUAGAGAAGCAUGGAAGGGAUCCAAAGUACUUUUAUUUUAUCAGAGGCUUAGAUUCUCUGCAAAAUGAUGGACCAAGAGCAGAAGUUUUCAAAGAUCUUGAUUGCGAAGAAAUGAUUCGAUGUUUGGAAGAUCUAAUUGAAUAUUUUGCUCAACCAGAAGAAGAUAUUGGUAGGUAUAUUUUGUAUAAAGUUUUGGAUGUUCUAUGCUCAUUAUGUGUUGGCAAUGGUGUUGCAGUUCGAAGCAGUCAAAACAACAUUUGUGAAAAUUUAUUACCUAGUAAAAAUCUUCUACUUCAAACUCGAUUAAUGGAUCAUGUUGCAAGAAUAAUAAACAUUAUGGGUAUUCUGAACCUGAUUUUGGAAACAAUUGACAAGAUUAAUGUUAUCACAAAUCAGGGAUAUUUAGUCUCAUUUAUGGGUGAAGAAGCUGGUCAAAAUUGGGAUGCAAUAUCAGGAUAUCUUUAUCAAUUAUUAGCUGCAAUAAUUAAAGGAAAUCAUACUAACUGUGCACAAUUUGCACAAUCUCAUAGAUUGGAUUGGUUAUUUAGCAGAUUAGGCAGCCAACAGGCUACUGAAGGCACAGGCAUGUUGGAUGUAUUGCAUUGUGUUUUAAUUGACAGUCCUGAAGCUCUAAAUAUGAUGAAGGAAGAACACAUUAAAGUUAUUAUUUCCUUAUUAGAGAAGCAUGGAAGGGAUCCAAAGGUUUUGGAUGUUCUAUGCUCAUUAUGUGUUGGCAAUGGUGUUGCAGUUCGAAGCAGUCAAAACAACAUUUGUGAAAAUUUAUUACCUAGUAAAAAUCUUCUACUUCAAACUCGAUUAAUGGAUCAUGUUGCAAGUGUUUUUCAGGGUAUUCUGAACCUGAUUUUGGAAACAAUUGACAAGAUUAAUGUUAUCACAAAUCAGGGAUAUUUAGUCUCAUUUAUGGGUGAAGAAGCUGGUCAAAAUUGGGAUGCAAUAUCAGGAUAUCUUUAUCAAUUAUUAGCUGCAAUAAUUAAAGGAAAUCAUACUAACUGUGCACAAUUUGCACAAUCUCAUAGAUUGGAUUGGUUAUUUAGCAGAUUAGGCAGCCAACAGGCUACUGAAGGCACAGGCAUGUUGGAUGUAUUGCAUUGUGUUUUAAUUGACAGUCCUGAAGCUCUAAAUAUGAUGAAGGAAGAACACAUUAAAGUUAUUAUUUCCUUAUUAGAGAAGCAUGGAAGGGAUCCAAAGGUUUUGGAUGUUCUAUGCUCAUUAUGUGUUGGCAAUGGUGUUGCAGUUCGAAGCAGUCAAAACAACAUUUGUGAAAAUUUAUUACCUAGUAAAAAUCUUCUACUUCAAACUCGAUUAAUGGAUCAUGUUGCAAGUAUGCAUCCUAAUAUUUUUGUUGGAAAAGUGGAUGGUUCAGCAAUGUAUCGUAAAUGGUAUUAUGAAGCUAUGGUGGAUCAUACAGAGACGGUUUCUCAUUUGCAUCCACAUUUUCGCGUUGGAUGGGCUAACAACAAAGGAUAUGUUCCAUAUCCUGGAGGUGGUUCAAAAUGGGGAGGAAAUGGAGUAGGAGAUGAUUUAUAUUCAUUUGGAUUUGAUGGCUGUUACAUGUGGGCAGGUGGAAGAUGCAAUAAAGUUCGUGAUAUAAGUCAUCCUUUUAUUCAAAAAGGAGAUGUAAUAGGCUGUAUUAUUGAUUUAUCCAUUCCUUUAAUGUCAUUUACUGUAAACGGAGUUAAAGUUAAGGGUUACUUCAGGAAUUUUAAUGUGGAUGGUAUGUUUUAUCCAGUAAUCAGUUCUUCAGCAAAAAUAAGUUGCCGUUUUAUUUUUGGAGGUGAUCAGGGUCGAUUAAGAUAUGGUCCACCUGAUGGACAUUCACCUCUUGUGGAAUGUCUUCAGCCUCAACAAAUUUUGACUAUCGAACCAUGUUUUCAAUUUGGAGAACUAAAUAAAGGAGUAGUUUAUGGACCUUCAUUAGAAACUGAUGAUACGGCAUUUGUUCCGCAACCAGUUGAUACUGCAGGGAUUACUUUACCUCCGUACAUUGAGUCAAUUCGUGAUAAGUUGGCAGAAAAUAUUCAUGAAGUUUGGGCAAUGAAUAAAAUUAGUAGUGGCUGGUCAUAUGGAGAAAUUAGAGAUGAUAUGAUGAAAAGACAUCCUUGUUUAACUUCAUUUGAGAGAUUACCAUUAGCUGAGAAAAAAUAUGAUACCACUCUAGCUUUACAGACUCUUAAAACAAUUAUGGCUAUUGGAUAUCAUAUUACAGUUGACAAACCACCUGCAAGAAUAAAGACUAUAAAAUUACAUAAUGAUCCUUAUUUACAAUCAAAUGGAUAUAAACCAGCUCCACUUGAUCUUAGUCAAAUUAGUUUAAAUCAAAAAAUGGAUGAACUUGUUGAUCUUCUGGCUGAAAAUACUCAUAAUGUUUGGGCAAGAGAACGUAUUCAUCAGGGAUGGACUUAUGGAUUAAAUGAGGUUUGUUUAGACACUGCUAGUGAAACUGUGAGAACCCUUUUAGCUUAUGGUUAUGUUUUGGAACCACCUUCUGGUGAUAAUGCUGAAGGUGUUUCAGGGAAAGUUGAUGAAUCUAAAUUUGAUUACAGAACUUACAGAGCAGAAAUUACAUAUGCUGUUACUUCUGGAAAAUGGUAUUUUGAAUUUGAGAUUUUGACUCCAGGCCAUAUGAGAGUUGGAUGGGCAGACAUCUCUUUUGCACCAUCAUGUGAACUUGGUGGUGAUGAACAUUCUUGGGCAUAUAAUGGAUUUUCUUCUUGUAAACAUCAUGCUGGAGGUGCUGAAUCAUAUGGUAAACCCUGGCAGGUUGGCGAUGUUGUUGGUUGUCUUCUUGACCUUCAUGAUAGAACUAUAAGUUAUUCAUUAAAUGGAGAAUUACUAUUAGAUGCUAUGGGAGGAGAAGCAGCUUUCAAUGAUAUACCUGUUAAUGAAGGAUUUGUCCCAGCAUAUACAUUUGGAACAGGACAAAAAGCAAAAUUAAUAUUUGGUCAUGAUGUUAAUAAUUUGCGAUUUUUUACAACUUGUGGUUUGCAAGAAGGCUAUCAACCAUUUUGUGUGAAUAUGAAUAGACACAUGACAUUUUGGUAUAACAAAGAUGAUCCACUUUUUGUUAAUGUUGAUGAAUUACCAGAUUCUUACAUUGAAGUUACAUUUUGUGUCAGUGAUAGUCCUCCUGCUUUGAAAAUUUCUCACAGAUUAUAUGAAACACUAGAAAAAGUUAAUUGGGAAUUCACUCGUUUAAGUCUUCCUAUAACUUUUUAUGAUGAAUUUAUUGAUGAAGUUGAAAAAGCACAUAGAUGGGAAGAAAUUAGAAGACGACAACGAAGAGAAUAUGUAGAUAGGGCAGGAGUACGCCAUCCUGGUAAAUUUAUAAUGCUAAUUUUAAUAAAAGACAGCACAUCUCUCGUAUCGCCUUCAUCAGAUCCAAGUUCCUACAACAUCACUGCUUGCGUGAAAAAUGAAAUUAGUAGUCAUCAAGACANGCAUAUGUUAAAAAGUGGUUUUAGUUUGUCAGAUAUCAAAGAUCUACAAAGAGGUUAUUCAGAAGAUGUAGCAGAAGGUGAAGAUCAUCCUCAUGUACCACCACGCCAACAUUCUGUUAAAAGAUCAACUCUGACAAAAACACAAUCAAUGGAAAUGGGAAUGCAGAGUUUAACAGUACCUGAAAGACCAGAAGAAUUGGGUAAAUUAAGAAGUGCAUCUAGUGAAGAAAUACAUAAAAAAGGAAUGGAAGAUAGUCAACUUUCUGAUCCAACUUCAGAUGAUUUAGAAAAGAAAAAACGAGGAAAGUCUCCAUUUCGGUUUUUUCGCAAAAAAGAAGAAAAAAAAGAAGAAGAAGAGCAUCUGCAUCCUCGUUUUGAGCACUCACCUGAACGAUCUAAAGCAUUAACUGUCCAAACUGGACCUACACUUGCUGUACAUACUCCAUCUAUGAGAUUAUCUCCAGCUGGAUCUGUUAGUCACAUUGUUCCACCUUCAGUGCCAGAUAGACCAAAUACUUUAUCUCCAGGUAUAGCUGAUAAGGGAACUCAUACUCCAAGGAGAGCAUCAUCUAAAACUAAUUUGGAUACUUUAGGAGAUGAUGGAGGAGAUGGAGGAGAUUAUUUGGAUCCAUCAAUAAUUGAUUUAGUUGAUGAAUUUUUUUAUGGUAUUAGAAUAUUUCCUGGUCAAGAUCCAAAUCAUGUUUAUUGUGGUUGGGUUACAACAGCAUAUAAACAUCAUAAUAAGAGCUUUGAUACAUCUUUGGUAAGGAAAGUAGUUUUUCAAGCAUGGGGAGAAGAUAAUUCAUACCAUGAGAUACAUGAAAGACAAGAUUGUUAUAUGGUGUGUGCUGGUCAAUUGCAUGCUGAAAUUAAUGCUGGUGAUUCCUCAUCAAGGAGUGCUAAUCAAGGAAUGUAUGUUGGUUGUCAUAUCGAUAUAUCAAUGGGUACAAUAACAUUUACAGCUGAUGGGAAACCAACUAAACAUAGAUUUCAGGUGGAACCAGGUACUAAACUUUUCCCUGCUGUGUUUUUUGAAGCCACUAGCAAGGAAAUUUUACAGUUUGAAUUAGGUAGAACACGUACUAGUUUGCCUUUAUCUGCUGCAGUGCUACAAAGUACAGGAAAAUUAUUGGUUCCACAAUGUCCACCAAGAUUAAAGGUUCAAUGUUUACAACCUCAUCAAUGGGCAAGAGUUCCAAAUCAAUAUCUUAAGCCUCAUGCAUUGAAAUUAUCAGAAGUUAGAGGAUGGAGCAUGUUAUGUGAAGAUCCUGUUUCUAUGUUAGCUGUUCACAUUCCAGAAGAAGAUCGUUGUAUAGAUGUAUUAGAACUGAUUGAACAUGAAAAGCUACUCAGCUUUCAUGCCCAUACAUUGGCUUUGUAUGGAGCCCUUUGUUUUCAAGGCAAUCAUCAUGCAGCACAUAUUAUAUGUUCUCAUAUUGAUGAAAAACAAUUACGAUAUGCUAUUCAAUCAGAUUAUAUGUCUGGACCAUUGAGAAUAGCAUUUACAGAUUUACUUGUAGCACUUCAUCUAGAAUUUCAUGCUAGAGCAAGGAGUUUAACACAAAAUGAAUUUAUUGUGCCAAUGGGUCCUGAAUUAAGAACAAUGUAUGAAGAUCCAGCAAGUAUUCAUCAAAUAUCAACUCUACAAAGUUCUUCAAUUCGUCCACAGAUGACUAUGACACCAACAUCGGAAAAAAUUGGUUCUUUAAAAACUCUAAGUACUCCAUAUUUUCCUGUGGAUAUUUUGAAACAAUUUAUUAUGGAAGCAUUAGAUGAUGCUGUUAGGAAAGGAAAUAGACCAAAUAGAGAUCCAAUUGGUGGAAGCAAUGAAAAUUUAUUUGUUCCACUUUUGAAACUAAUUGAUAAAUUAUUAUUGAUUGGCUUACUGGAGGAUUCUGAUUUAGAAUGGCUAUUAAUAUUAAUAGAUCCUGAAACAUUUGACCCAAAUUAUGAUCCAGAAAAUGAAUCACAAGUGAAAGGUUUAAUGCAAAUGAAUUUGCCUGAAGGUGCAAAAUUACAAAUGUGUUAUCUUCUUCAUCACUUGUGUGAUCUACAAUUAAGACAUAGAGUGGAAGCUCUAUGUUCAUACUGCGAUGAUUAUGUAGGAGAAAUACAAACUGAUCAAUUAAGAAGAUAUAUUGAGGUUAAGCAGUCUGAUUUACCAUCUGCUGUGGCAGCUAAAAAAACAAGAGAAUUUCGUUGUGCUCCAAAAGAACAAAUGCGUGCAAUAUUAGGAUUUAAAAAUUUAGAGGAAGAAAAUGCUGAUCAGUGUCCAUGUGGAGACACGCUAAGAGAGUCUUUAAAAUCUUAUCAUGAAGAAUUGAUGUCAAAAUUAAAAAUGGCAUGUGAAAGUCAGGAACCUGAAGAGAAAACUGAAGCUGCAUCAGAAACAGAACCAAGUAAACCUUGGUCUCAAAGAUUAUUUUCUUUUGUUAAAAUGGUUAAAGCUGCUGAAGAAAAAGGAAAAGAACAAGAAGAAUCUGAAGUUAGACCAGAAGAGUUAUUUGUAAAGAAGUUAAUAAGCACUGUUGUAAAAUGGGCAGAAGAUAAUUUUCUAGAAGAUCAAGAACUUAUUAGACAAAUGUUCUUUUUGUUGUUAAGGACAUACAAUGGAGUUGGAGAGCUUAUGAAUGCACUAGAAAAUACUUAUGUCAUCAGUAAUAAGAGCAAAAAUGAUGUUGUUGUAUUGUUGGGACAUUUAGGAAAAAUAAGAGCUUUACUACCUGUUCAAAUGGGCCCAGAAGAAGAAGAAAUCAUGAGAGAUAGUUUAUGGACAUUAGUAAACAACAGAGUGUUUUUUCAACAUCCUGAUUUAAUACGUAUUCUUAGAGUGCAUGAAAAUGUAAUGGAUGUAAUGAUGAAUACAUUAGGUAAAAGAGCUCAGACACAAUCAGCUAUUCAAGCCACUCCAGCAGCUGCAACAUCACCCACUAGUCCAGGUCAAGCCACUGAAGCUGCUGAAAAGGAUACAUCACAUGAAAUGGUGGUUGCUUGUUGUCGCUUCCUAUGCUAUUUUUGCAGAACUAGCAGACAGAAUCAAAAGGCAAUGUUUGAACAUUUAGGAUUUCUUUUAGAAAACAGCAACAUUCUGUUGUCCCGGCCAUCUCUUCGUGGUUCAACACCAUUAGAUGUUGCAUAUUCAUCAUUGAUGGAAAAUAGUGAAUUGGCUCUUGCAUUAAGAGAACACUAUUUAGAAAAAAUUGCAAUAUAUUUAUCUCGAUGUGGUUUACAGUCUAAUCAAGAAUUAAUCGAUAAAGGGUAUCCAGAUGUUGGAUGGGAUCCUGUAGAAGGAGAACGUUACUUAGAUUUCUUAAAAUUUUGUGUUUGGGUUAAUGGAGAAAGUGUAGAGGAAAAUGCCAAUCUUGUAAUUCGCUUAUUAAUCAGAAGACCAGAAUGUCUUGGUCCAGCAUUGAGAGGUGAAGGUCCAGGCUUAUUUGCAGCUAUAAAAGAAGCUAUUAAAAUGUCUGAAAGAAUUCAAGCAGAAAAAGAAAGUAUUGGAGAUACAUCUGCAGAAGAGGAUGAAGAUUACAUAGACAUUGGAGCUGCAAUUUUAAAUUUUUACUGUGCUUUAGUUGAUUUAUUGGGUCGAUGUGCUCCAGAAGCAGCAACUAUUGCUCAGGGGAAAAAUGAUUGUAUUAGAGCAAGAGCUAUAUUAAGAUCUCUUGUUCCUGUAGAAGAUUUACAAGGUGUACUUAGUUUACGUUUUAAUAUUCAAAUGCCAGCCAUUGGACAAGAAGAACAUAGAAGUGACAUGCCAAUUGGUUUACAACCAAAUCAUAAGCAAUCAGUGGUAUUAUUUUUGGAGAGAGUUUAUGGAUUGCCAACUCAAGAAUCAUUUUUUAGAUUAUUAGAAGAUGGAUUCUUACUUGAUCUCAGAGCUGCUACUAUGUUGGAAAGGAAUGAUGGAUCAGAAAGUGAAAUGGCAUUAGCUCUCAAUCGAUACAUUGGAAAUUCUAUCUUACCAACAUUAAUUCAAUAUUGCAACUAUUUUGCAAAUGCUGAUAAUUAUGCAAAUAUAUUAGAUGCCACACUCCAUACAAUUUAUCGUUUAUCUAAAGUAAAAAUUUUGACUAAAGGCCAAAGAGAAAGUGUUUCAGAUUUCUUAGUAAGCUUAACUCGGGAAAUGCAACCCAGUAUGCUAUUAAAGUUAUUAAGAAAAUUGACUGUUGAUGUAUCCGUGAUUACAGAAUAUACAACUGUUGCAUUAAGGUUGUUAACUUUACAUUUUGAACGAUGUGCAAAGUAUUAUGGAGCUGUAGGUGGUCAGGGAAUUUAUGGUUCAGCUUCAGAAGAAGAAAAACGUUUAACUAUGAUUUUAUUUACCAAUAUAUUUGAUUCUCUAGCAAAAAUGGAAUAUGAUCCAGAACUUUUCAAUAAAUCUCUUCCAUGUUUAAUUGCUAUUGCCUGUGCUUUACCACCUGAUUAUACUUUAUCAGCAGCAAGUGAUGAUGAUUGGUAUAAACAAGCUGGACCAUCAGAUGGACCAUACAUUCCAGAACCUGUUAAUACUACAAAUAUUCAGCUUAAUGCUGAUUUGAACAAUAUUGUACAUAGAUUUUCUGAACAUUACCAUGAUGCUUGGGCAAGCAGAAAGUUUGAAAGUGGUUGGUCUUAUGGUGAUUAUUGGAGUAGCGAAAGGAAAACUCAUCCACGAUUAAAACCAUAUAGUUUAUUAAGUGAUAGAGAAAAAGAAUGCUAUGAAGAGCCUGUAAGAGAAUCUUUAAAAGCAAUUUUAGCUCUGGGGUGGAAAAUUGAAUUAACUGAUUCAUCUCGAGCAUCAGCUUCUCAAGUAACUUCUCCAAAAACAGGAGAAUCAACCCAUUCAUACAAUCCCCAACCUGUUGAUCUCACAACACUCACAUUGAGCAGAGAAAUGCAGAAUAUGGCAGAAAGAUUAGCAGAAAAUACUCAUGAUAUAUGGGCCAUGAAANAGAAUUUUUUAAUAAUAUUUGAAAGUGGUUGGUCUUAUGGUGAUUAUUGGAGUAGCGAAAGGAAAACUCAUCCACGAUUAAAACCAUAUAGUUUAUUAAGUGAUAGAGAAAAAGAAUGCUAUGAAGAGCCUGUAAGAGAAUCUUUAAAAGCAAUUUUAGCUCUGGGGUGGAAAAUUGAAUUAACUGAUUCAUCUCGAGCAUCAGCUUCUCAAGUAACUUCUCCAAAAACAUCAGGUGGUGGGCUUCAUCCUCAACUUGUUCCUUAUGAUUUACUUACUGAUAAAGAAAAACGUAAGAACAGAGAUCGUUCACAAGAACUACUAAAAUUCUUACAGUCAGAGGGAUAUCGAACAGGAAGAAAAGAACUGACCUGGGCAUGGCUUGAACCCAUAACCUUUGCUUGCUGUGCAGUGUACUUGCCAGUUGCACCACCAGAACCCCAAGCUAGCCUUUAUGUGGUUAAUGGUUCAGAUGGCACAACUGACAAGCACACCACACAGCAAGCAGAGGUUAUGAGUCAAGCCCUGCCCCGGGAAAAAGAAUGCUAUGAAGAGCCUGUAAGAGAAUCUUUAAAAGCAAUUUUAGCUCUGGGGUGGAAAAUUGAAUUAACUGAUUCAUCUCGAGCAUCAGCUUCUCAAGUAACUUCUCCAAAAACAGGAGAAUCAACCCAUUCAUACAAUCCCCAACCUGUUGAUCUCACAACACUCACAUUGAGCAGAGAAAUGCAGAAUAUGGCAGAAAGAUUAGCAGAAAAUACUCAUGAUAUAUGGGCCAUGAAAGUUAAAACUGAAAUGGAUGCUAUUGGUGGUGGGCUUCAUCCUCAACUUGUUCCUUAUGAUUUACUUACUGAUAAAGAAAAACGUAAGAACAGAGAUCGUUCACAAGAACUACUAAAAUUCUUACAGUCAGAGGGAUAUCGAACAGGAAGGGCUAGCAAAAAAUCAGUGCAAGAAUCUGGAGAACAGGCUGGAUCAACUUCUAGUGGUGAGAGAUUUGCCUCAUUGCUUUUAGAAAAACUCUUGCAAUAUUUGGAUGUUGCUGCCAUUAAUAUGAAGAUUCUAAAACCUAGUGCCAAUUAUAGUCGUCGAAGUAGUUUCAAAACUUCUACUCGUGAUGUGAAAUUUUUCAGCAAGGUAGUUCUUCCAGUAAUGGAAAAAUAUUUUUCUGCACACCGCAAUUUUUUUAUAAGUGCAGCAACAACUGCUACAAAUGUUGGUGUAGCAACAGUUCGAGAAAAAGAAAUGGUUGCUAGUUUAUUUUGUAAACUAGCAGCAUUAUUGAGAGCAAAAUUAAGUGUAUUUGGAAAUGAAGCAAAAAUCUCUGUUCGUGGUCUACAAGUAUUAAUUAGAGCAACUGAUGCUAGAACUAUUGUAAAAAAUUGUCCAGAUUUUGUUAAAACGUCUAUGCUGACAUUUUUCAACAAUGCUGCUGAUGAUUUAGCUCAAACGGUUGUGAAUUUACAACAAGGUCGAUAUAGUUUGUUACGAGGAACUACAUUGAAAACAUCAUCAUCUCUCAAUUACAUACAAUUAGUUUUGUUGCCAGUUCUUACAGCACUUUUUGAUCAUUUAGCUGCUUGUGAAUUUGGAAGUGAUCUUCUUUUGGAUGACAUUCAAGUAGCUUGUUAUAAAAUUCUGAACAGUUUAUACACUCUGGGAACAAAUCCAGAAUUAUCUAAUAGCAGAAAAUUUAUCAAGUCUGAAUUGGACAGACAUAGACCAGCUUUAGGUAAUUGUUUGGGCGCUUUUGCUGGAACAUUCCCUGUUGCAUUCUUAGAGCCACAUUUGAAUAAGCACAAUCAAUAUUGCAUUCACGGAAAAUUAGAGGAACAUUCCCUUGAAGCACAAGCUGUGAUGGCUGAAUUAGAAUCAAGCAUGCCAACAUUAGAUGAUUUAAUGGGACAGGUAGACAAAUUUGUUACUGCUGGAGGAAAAUAUAGUGAAACACCAUAUGUUAUAGAAGUAAUGAUACCAAUGCUUUGCAGUUAUCUUCCAUUCUGGUGGAGUCAAGGGCCUGAUAAUGUGAAUUUAACAACUGGAAAUCAUGUCACUAUGGUAACAAGUGAUCAUCUAAAUGCUUUACUAACUAGCAUAUUAAAUUUAUUGAAAAGACAUGCUGGAGAAGAUGGACAUAGUUGGAUGAUUAGUAUUGCUGGUAAUGGAGGGCAGAUUGUCAUUAAUUCAUCUGAAGAAUUAUUAUAUGAUCCAAUAUUGCCUCUUGCUGAAAAAAUAUACAAAAAUGCUGAUAGUAUUUUUCACAAAGAAGAUUUAAUGAAGGGAUAUUUAAAAUCAUCAACUGAAGAUACAUCACAAAUUGAAGGCCAGCUUCAGGAGGAGUUUGCUGUAUUAGUAAGAGACAUUUAUGCAUUUUAUCCAUUACUUAUAAAAUAUGCAGAUUUACAAAGGAAUCAUUGGCUAAAACAUAAUGUUAAAGAAGCUGAACAGUUAUACAAUUAUGUUGCCCAUAUUUUUAAUGUGUGGUCCAAAUCACAAUUUUUACGUAGAGAAGAACAAAACUAUAUCUCUCAACAUGAAAUUGAUAACAUGGCAUUAAUAAUGCCUGCUGCAGGUCGAGGCAGAGCAACAGUGCAAGCUGUUGAAACUGCAGGAACGGCUAAAAAAGCAAAGAAAAAACGUGAUGGUAAACGUGACAAAGAAAAGGAAUUAGCUGCCAGUCUAAUGGUUGCUUGCUUAAAGCGUUUACUUCCAAUUGGAUUGAAUUUAUUUGCUGGAAGAGAACAAGAAUUAGUUCAACAUGCAAAGGAAAAAUAUUUAAAAAAGCAACAAGAAUCAGAUAUACUUGAUUAUAUAAGCCUUCAGUUGACUCUUCCUGAUAAGAUUGAUCCUAGUGAUGAUAUGAGUUGGCAACACUAUUUAUAUAGUAAAUUAGGAACAAGAAGAGAAGGUACAGCAGCAGUAUUACCCACUCAAUUGGUUGAGAGUAUUGUUGAUAUGGCAAAAGUUCUUUAUGGACUUCACAUGAAUUUACAGAAGCAACAAGAAUCAGAUAUACUUGAUUAUAUAAGCCUUCAGUUGACUCUUCCUGAUAAGAUUGAUCCUAGUGAUGAUAUGAGUUGGCAACACUAUUUAUAUAGUAAAUUAGGAACAAGAAGAGAAGGUACAGCAGCAGUAUUACCCACUCAAUUGGUUGAGAGUAUUGUUGAUAUGGCAAAAGUUCUUUAUGGACUUCACAUGAUUGACCAUCCCCAGGGACAACUAAAGGGGGUGGUACGCAGUUUGGUUUCUACUUCAAGGAAACGUGCUGUGAUUGCCUGUUUCAGAAUGACUUCUCUUCAUAGCUUACCAAGGCAUCGUGGAAUUAAUAUAUUUCUGCAAACAUAUCGUGAAAUGUGGUUAGAAGAAGAAAAUGUUGGCCAAGAACAAUUAAUAGAAGAUUUAACGCAAUCAUUUGAAGAUGCAGAACAAGCAGUUGCACAAGAGGAUGAAGAAGAAAAACCUGAUCCUUUAAAUCAGCUAGUUGUGGCAUUCAGUCGUAAUGCUACUACAGAACACACAGGUUCAAUUUCAGAAGAUAAUCUUUAUAUGGAAUAUGCUUCAAUAUUUAGUAAGGUAAUUCAUGGAAAGAAAAAAUUUGCUCAAGUAUUGGAACAAGAAAUGGAAAAACAGAGAUUAUUAUUCCAACAAGCUAGAUUAGCAGAUAGAGGGGUGGCUGAAAUGACACUUCUAUUUAUUUCAGCUUGCAAAGGUGUCCAGGGUCCCAUGGUAAUGAAAACAUUGAAAUUAGGCAUUUCACUUUUAUUUGGAGGAAAUGUUGAUGUUCAAAUGAGCAUGCUUAAACAUUUGAAAGAAAAAAAAGAUGUUGGCUUUUUCACCUCAAUUGCUGGUUUAAUGAAUUCCUGCAGUGUAUUAGAUUUAGAUGCUUUUGAAAGAAAUCAAAAAGCAGAAGGACUUGGUGUUGGUUCAGAAGGCACUGCAGGUCAGAAAAAUAUGCAUGAUGCUGAUUUUACUUGUGCUCUUUUCCGAUUUUUGCAACUGCUAUGUGAAGGUCACAAUCUUGAAUUCCAGAAUUAUUUAAGAACACAAGCAGGCAACACUACAACUGUGAAUGUAGUAAUUAGCACUGUUGAUUAUUUAUUAAGAUUACAAGAAUCUAUUAUGGACUUUUAUUGGCAUUAUUCAAGCAAAGAAGUCAUAGAUCAACCUGGUAAAGAUAACUUUUGCAGAGCAAUCACAGUAGCAAAGCAAGUAUUUAACACAUUAACUGAAUUUAUUCAGGGUCCAUGUUCUCUGAAUCAACAAGCACUAGCUCACAGCAGAUUGUGGGAUGCUGUAGGUGGUUUCUUAUUUUUGUUUGCUCAUAUGCAAGACAAAUUAUCUAAGAAUUCAAGCCAAUUGGAUCUAUUGAAAGAAUUAUUAGAAUUACAAAAAGAAAUGGUGAUUAUGAUGCUAAGUAUGCUAGAAGGUAAUGUUAUGAAUGGUACUAUUGGCAAACAAAUGGUUGACACCUUGGUUGAAUCUGCUUCUAACGUGGAGGUGAGUUCUUGUUAACUCCUGAAUAGUAUAAGGUUAAAAAUAAUUAGAAAAG
Centruroides sculpturatus (bark scorpion) is the source of this 13957-nucleotide messenger RNA. Its product is annotated as ryanodine receptor-like. Bases 1 to 13920 code for a protein of 4639 amino acids. Lineage: Eukaryota; Metazoa; Arthropoda; Arachnida; Scorpiones; Buthidae. Gene Ontology annotation, biological process: calcium ion transmembrane transport. The transcript has 111 exons. Gene Ontology annotation, cellular component: sarcolemma; calcium channel complex; sarcoplasmic reticulum membrane. Gene Ontology annotation, molecular function: protein binding; ryanodine-sensitive calcium-release channel activity. The record is from RefSeq and is a predicted model, not a curated record.